UGUUGUCAGGAGGAAAUGGAAUGCAGCUCGGGUUGGGCUGUUCCUCUCUCUGUCCCGUAGCCCUCAUCUCAUCUGUUGUUAUUUACAUCGAGGAUAUCCUGUUUUCAACGGAAUAAUCGGACACUGGGGCACAUUGGGGGGAGCGUUAUUGCCCGGUAUGCCCCAACAGAACAGCUAAAACACGGUUAAAGGCUGAAGAUGGCUUCGGUGCGGGCGGUUGGCAAAGUUGCGGCGAGACUUUUUGAAAGUGUUCAGCCUCUUCACUGUGCUCUCAAAACUACUCGUCCAGUUGCAUUUCAACGGCAGGUCCACCAGAGGCUGCCCCUUAAUGGAAGUCAUCAAGCUCUUUUCUACAGUACAGCACUGCCCUCCUGUGAUGUGUCCCUGAGGAAUAAAUAUGGACGCUUGGUUCUGGAGGUCCCGUUGCCCUCCAGGAAUGAGAAUUGUCUGUUCUACCUGAGGCCGAUGCUGAUGAGUGUGGGAGACUUGAUCACAGAUCUGCAGAGAGAGGACCCCGGAGUCUCUGCUGCCAUUCUCUCCAAGGAUGGAGAGCGUGUAGCCAACACCACUCUAAUAGACGCUCUGCUCGAUAAAGACUUCAAGCUGGUCAUCAAUGAUGCAGUUUAUAAUGUCUGCGCUCCUGAAAGAGUGAGUACAUCUAACGAGCAUGCCAUGGGACUGGAGGACAUGAAGCAUGUUGUUCACCUGCUGCACACUGCGCUCCACCUGCCUGAACACCACCUGCUAAAAGAGAGACAGCUGCUGGAGAGACUGGACAACCUCAAACAGGAGCUGACUCCACUGGAGAAGAUAAAGGCACAGCUGUCCCAUACAGCAGAGUUCCAAAGCUCCAAGGUCAUCUGGACCGGCCUGGCUUUGCUGUCAGUGCAGGGUGGCGCUCUGGCGUGGCUGACAUGGUGGGUCUAUUCAUGGGACGUGAUGGAACCUGUCACUUACUUCAUUACAUAUGGCACCAGCAUGGGAGCCUUCGCCUACUAUGUCCUCACCAAACAGGAUUAUGUAUACCCAGAGGUUAAAGACAGACAGUUCCUGCGUUAUUUUUAUAAGGGUGCCAGCAAGAAGAAAUUCAACGUGGAAAAAUACAAUGAACUGAAAGAAGAACUGGCACAGGUGGAGGACGACCUGAGACGUCUGAGAGAUCCUACUCAACUUCAGCUACCACUUGAACCAAUCCAGCCAAAGCCAUAAACAAAGCCAAGCCAUGAAUAAUGAUCACUUACACUUACACACUCCAGAAAUAAAAAAAAACAAAAAAAAUUUCCUGCUUUAUUUUGAUAAAGGAGCCUUUAUACCUGGACUUCAUUCUGUCAUUCUGUGUUUUGUUUAAUGUCUUGAUAAUAAUGCUGGUGAUGUCUUUAGAAAAAGAAACACUGAUGAUUAUGAAAAUAAAAGUAUUUCCCAUACAAA
Messenger RNA from Cheilinus undulatus (humphead wrasse), 1428 nucleotides. Its product is annotated as calcium uniporter protein, mitochondrial-like. Gene Ontology annotation, cellular component: mitochondrial inner membrane; uniplex complex. Gene Ontology annotation, molecular function: calcium channel inhibitor activity. The transcript has 8 exons. Gene Ontology annotation, biological process: mitochondrial calcium ion homeostasis; calcium import into the mitochondrion. The coding region runs from base 199 to 1209 and encodes 336 amino acids. The record is from RefSeq and is a predicted model, not a curated record. Lineage: Eukaryota; Metazoa; Chordata; Actinopteri; Labriformes; Labridae.